Molecule: messenger RNA, 1270 nt
Organism: Aspergillus saccharolyticus JOP 1030-1
Lineage: Eukaryota; Fungi; Ascomycota; Eurotiomycetes; Eurotiales; Aspergillaceae
Exons: 3
Coding region: 239-1162 (307 amino acids)
Molecular function (GO): protein binding
Source: RefSeq, a predicted model, not a curated record
CGUCACCCGCUGCCUGUGCUCCAUGUUGACCUUUCCAGCCUCAUCCACUCCACCAUCGAACCACUCACCAUAACUCUAACUACUGAAUUAGAAAGGCGGUGCUACAUACCAGUCGGUCACUUUUCUCACCCUACACGCUCCAGCUUCGGCUUCGUUACCUCGCUUCUGGGUCCGCCCACUUGUUUGAUCUCAGAUCGAUCGCUUAAUUGAGCAAUCAUUGCUCCUACCGUGCGCAACAAUGGCGUCCUCCGACCUAGAUCAGCUCAUCGAGAUGGGCUUUGAUAAGGAACGAGCACAGCUGGCGGUAGCCAAAGGCAACGGAAUACAAGGGGCUUUAGAGUGGCUCGAGCGGAACCAGGACAAAUCGCUCGAUGAGAUAAAGGAAGAAAAUGAGGCUGAGGGUCCUGCAAAUGCGCCUGAUGAAGAGGCUCGUAGUCUGGUCUGCAAUGAGUGUGGCAAGAAGUUCCGGGGCCACGCCCAAGCUGAAUUUCACGCAUCCAAAUCUCAACAUACCGACUUCUCUGAGUCGACAGAGGAGAUCGCGCCACUGACCGAUGAGCAAAGACAAGCCAGGCUUCAGGAGCUGAGGGAGAAACUUGCCGCCAAGCGGGCGGUGCAAUCUGAGCAGGACAAGGUUGAUCAGAAGAGGAAUGAGGAAAUCCGGAGGAAAGCCAACAAAGAUUCACAAGAUGUCAAGGAGGAGCUGGAGAGGAAACAGAGAUUGAAGGAAGCGGAGCAAAAGAAGAAGGAUAAGCUGGCAGAUAUUGAAGCGAAACAGCGGGUCAAGGCUAGGAUCGAAGCGGACAAGCAAGAGCGACGACUCCGAGCCGAGCGAGAGAAAGCCGAGCGAGCUGGCGUAGCGCCUCCUGCACAAGCAGUCCCAGUCCCAGCGGCGACGACAUCUGGCCCGGUAGCCUCGAAGCCUGCAUCAGCUUAUACGGAGACCCGUCUGCGGUUCCAAACGCCCAAGGGCAACGUCAUGAAGACUCUCCCAGUAACCACCACCCUAUUCGAAGUUGCCGCAGCCCUCAAGCAGGAAGACGGCAUUGAAGUGCAGAGCUUCGUCCAGAACUUUCCUCGGAAAGUAUUCAAUGCGGAAUUCUUUGGUGAAUCCUUGAAGGAUUUGGGGCUUAUACCGAGCGCGAGUCUUGUGAUUCAGUGAACUCGAUUGUUGUUAUACUGGUUUAACCUUGCCUACCCUCUAUGAUUUUCUAUAGAAAGUACAUUGAAGGAGAUAGCGACAACAAUCAAGAUAUUAAUAAGAGCAAAG